Molecule: messenger RNA, 2613 nt
Organism: Sycon ciliatum
Lineage: Eukaryota; Metazoa; Porifera; Calcarea; Leucosolenida; Sycettidae
Product: snRNA-activating protein complex subunit 1-like
Exons: 8
Coding region: 153-947 (264 amino acids)
Biological process (GO): snRNA transcription by RNA polymerase III; snRNA transcription by RNA polymerase II
Cellular component (GO): snRNA-activating protein complex
Molecular function (GO): sequence-specific DNA binding
Source: RefSeq, a predicted model, not a curated record
GUGUUGAAUCUUCUAUCAUCCCUCGACUCUUGUCUUGAUACUCCUUUUCAAACAAUCUCACUGCUCAGUUUUGCAUAGCGAAAAAUCAAUGCAGGCUUGAAGGUGUGGCGGUGGGAGCGACUUUCCUUCUCUUUAACCAAAGGUAGUCAGUAAUGAUUCCUAGCAAGCCAAGAAAGAGUAGGGUCGGUGCGAGGCGUUCUUUCAAAGAAAAACACCCGGAGCAAAUUCCCCAGUGUGGCACUGCUGCUAAUGACUGCCAACGCUUAAUUGAAGAAUACAUUGAGAAGCAAACAGUGCGCUUUGAAGAAUUUGUCAAACUAUGGAAGACUGGAGGUUACAGCUUGUUGCAGUGUGCCGUAGAUCAACGCUUCCGUAGCGAGCUUGUGGAGUUCAUGAUGGGCCAGUUCAUCAUACAGCUCCGUUCUGACAACGUGUUGAACUGCGUGGCCAGUAUCUAUGCGCUGUAUUGCACCUACACAUCACAAACCUGCCAGCCUAUUGUUCGUAUUCGGCUAACUACUCACCUGUAUCAGCGUAUCAAACAGGUACACGACUGGGCCACUGCAGACGAGCACAGCGACUUGGAUUUCAUAAUUCGUCAACUUGGCUGGAAGAAUGCUCUGGAUAUAGUCUACUAUAGCUCAGAGCUUCUGAUUGGAACGGGCAAGACAUGUCUGGAAGGUGGUGAUCCACUGGAUGAAUUCCUCCAGUCUAAACCCACGUCUCACAUGCCUGGUGUGCUUACGCAGGCAGGGGUCACGGAACUGGAUGAGCUAAUGGAAGAAUAUAAGCAAGCCAAGCAGUCUCUGUCUGGUGGCGAUUCCAUUCUGGAACCGCUCAAUUAUCUUCAACCCUGUGUUGCCGGUGAACUACAAAGCUUGUCAACGAAGGUUAGAGCUACGGCUGAUAAGGAUUCGUCAAGCUCCAGCAAACAAGAAAAAGACUGACACGAGGAAAGUCUCCGCUUUACUCCACUCACAUGCCCGUCGAUGUUCAUAAGCUCACCGUGACGGGAAUGGUGAGUUUUCGGCGAAACAAUGAAUUGUUUGCCCACCAGCACUUUGGUUACUCGACAUACCAUGGGUCACAAGCCAGACGAAACCGGUCAGUGCUGAUAGUGAACACCUGCUUGGAUACCAACCAUUGCUCCGCACAGAUCAGUGUUGAUAGUAUAAACCUGCUUGGAUACCAACCAUUGCUCCGCACAUGUCAGUGUUGAUAGUAAAAACUUGCUUGGAUAUCAACCACUGCUCCGCACUGGUCGGUGCUGAUAGUAAAAACCUGCUUACAUAUCAACCAUUGCUCCGCUCUGGUCAGUGUUGAUAGUAAAAACCUGCUUGGAUAUCAACCAUUGCUCUGCACAGGUCAGUGCUGACAGUAAAAACCUGCUUGGAUACCAACCAUUGCUCCGCACAUGUCAGUAUUGAUAGUAAAAACUUGCUUGGAUAUCAACCACUGGUCAGUGCUGAUAGUAAAACCUGCUUGGAUACCAACCAUUGCUCCGCACUGGUCAGUGCUGAUAGUCCUGCUUACCGUGCUAAUAAGCAGUGCAGUGACUGUGACACCACUGCCAGUGCGUAUACAGUACAUGUACAGUGUAGACUGUGAACACAUGUACUUGUACUGGUAGCUAGUGCCGGAACGUGGACAACAGCCAGCCAGAUGAUCAUCCCGCAAGUCGCCUGUGUUCACACCAUAGCUCAUCGAAGUGUUGCUUCUGACCAAUAUGAUCACAACCAAGCAAGGAGCAGCAUUACUGAAUCGGUCAAGACUUGUUCUCUAGGGAUGAAAAUGUACGCUGACUGCUCUGCUUUCCUUCUGCGAAGCUCGGCCCAGCCCAAUGUUCUGGUUUUCUCAAACCCUCCAAUGGCUGCCCGUUUGUCUGGAACGUGUCCUGCUCUGCGGUGGAAAGGUGUCUCUUGCGCACCUUUGGUUGAUUUGAGGAGCUUGGUGUUUCAAGACUUUGCGCAAAGUGUCACUGCCUUCUCGCUCGUCAUACGAUUUGGCACCAAGUUUUCACUACUAAGUCUCUUUGCCCACUGUUUCUGUGUGCUCGUACUUGAUGAUGCUGGCGAUGUCCUUGCCUAGCACCUAGCAGUGUGUUUCUACAUGUAGUUGGUAGUAGUACAUUUCCAGACUGCAGUGUACUUUGAAGUAGCACAUUCAACCUCAACAAUCACGCCAUCUGGUCUCAGAUUAGACGUUUUGUGAUCCCCAGUAUGAUUCUGUAGGAAGUUGUAUUUCAGCUCGCCAGUGAUUUCUUUCCGUGGGAGUGCGUGCCCGUGCAUGACCAUGCAGUCAGUGGACUACUCACACUGCUACUAUAAUAACCAACAGCUGGCUAGCAUUAGAACUCAUACGUAAACCAUGCUAAACACUGUGAAACCCCUGACAGGGUUGCUAGACUUUAUUGUAACAACCCUCAUGUAUGCACAUGUACUCCUCUCAUGUAUACUUCAAAGUUCAUGUAUGUAUCAUGUUCAACUAGAUAACGUUAACACCAAGCGUGCACAUAUCCUGUUGUUGACAUGUCUGAGGUCAUCAACUUGUCCUUUCCUUUUGUUUCGUUAUGAGCUGUCAAAGCCAGCUUGCAAUCUGAAGAGUUCCAUACUA